This is a messenger RNA of Ectocarpus sp. CCAP 1310/34, 193 nucleotides long. The record is from the annotation of a GenBank genome assembly. Lineage: Eukaryota; Phaeophyceae; Ectocarpales; Ectocarpaceae.
UCUAAAGAGCACGCACACAUAUAACGAGAAAAAGGUAUCCAAGAGCCCGAAGAGGUACCCCUAAAAAUCCCUGCAGCACCGUAUGCGUGCCCAAAAACUGAACUGCACGUCCGUCCCACCGUUCGACUACAGUAGCAUCACCCCCUCCCUGUCCCACUCUAUACCAAAACGGAAGAUUGCCGACUACAGCAUA